Purpureocillium takamizusanense is the source of this 2981-nucleotide messenger RNA. RefSeq lists its product as uncharacterized. The coding region runs from base 853 to 2706 and encodes 617 amino acids. Gene Ontology annotation, molecular function: protein binding. Gene Ontology annotation, cellular component: cell division site; cell tip; nucleus. Gene Ontology annotation, biological process: carbon catabolite repression of transcription. The record is from RefSeq and is a predicted model, not a curated record. NCBI's taxonomy places the organism in Eukaryota, Fungi, Ascomycota, Sordariomycetes, Hypocreales, Ophiocordycipitaceae. The transcript is spliced from 9 exons.
CGGGUCGCACAUGCCCGCCUGUAAUAACAAGCUCGCCGACUCUCGUCCCAUGCCAGGCGAGUUGAUCGCCGUGGAUACAUAGAGCUUGUAUCCCCGUCCCCUUUGUGGCCUGCCCGCCCGCCCCCCUUACCGCCUUUAGUACCACGCUUGCGUGCCUGGAGGACGACUCACGUGUACGGCACACGUACAUUGCGACGUCGCAUUGCUCGAUUGCUUUUCGCCCAUUUCUUUCCUCGUCGACCUCGAACAAGCUUCGGACACUUCCACGGAGCGGCGCCGUGCAAAUAAAUGCAGGUCCGUUCGCGACUCGUCGCGGCCAACAGCCCGCCCAAGCAACAUCCUUACCUUUACGCCUCAGCCAUGCGCGCCAGUCCAAUCGUUCCCGCGCAUAAGCCACCAGCGCCAACCGGCGACCUGGGGGCCAUGCCUGCCUGCCAUGCCAUGCCAGUCACUCCUCUGGGCCGGCCGCCUGGCAUUUACCCCACAGCAAAGGCGACGACCCCAGGUCUUCCUUCACGUCAGCUCAUCCGGAUAAAGCAUGUCAGGCCAACCACUGCUUCCUCUCGCCUAAUCCUCGCUCGCAAAUCGAAUCGGCCUUGACACCCGGGGGUCGCCUGCGCAUUAAUACCUCGUCGCUCCGCGUCUGUCUCGUCCACACGCCCCGCGAUUCAAGGGUGUUCCAUCCCAUCACGUUCCCUGUCGGCUAGCCCCCCCCCGCACGUUGGCCCGCCCGAUCUCCGACGACAACGACGACGUCGUAGGCCGGCCCUCCUCUGUCAACGACGUCGCAUCCGACGCGCGCCCAUCCCGAACACCCCUAGCGUCUCGCAGAGUCGUUGCCGGCAAUCUACGAUGUUCGUCCUACCGCCUCCGCCACGCUAUCCGGCCGGCGGUCCUUACCAUCCCGGCGGCCUCACGGGCAUCGUGCCCAUGAUCGAGACGAACAAUACGAUAUCGAACCCGACAGGCCCCGAAUGGCAAUUCCUUGUCGGAGAGGGAACCUAUGUGCUCAAGGAGGACUUGCAUCUAGCGACGCCUCCUCCACACCCCUCCGAAGCCCCAAUCGUGAAUCCGAAUCCACUGGCAACCAACCCGCAACCAGCGACGGCCGGUACGAAGCUUUCCCUUGUCAGCCUCGACCAGCGACCACCACCCUUCGUUUACAAAGGGCCCGCGGAAUCGACUCUGUCGCUGGGAGGCUCUGGGGUAGCCAUGAAUGAACACCAAAAUGAGUUCCGUUACUCUACAGAGGGCGGAAUGAGCAGCGAAGACGGUCGGGGCACAUCAACAAGCGAUGCGCCCACUGCUUCCAUCACCCUGGGAUCAGCUCCGGCUUUUGGUGAAGGCAACGCAUUGCUCAUGCCGACCCCCACAAAAGACGCCAACAAGAAGAGGAAGCCAAAGAACAACGUCACUAAGAGCAAUUCGUCCUUCAUCUCGCGAGUCAUUGUCAACGAGAGCCUCUCCAGGAGGCUCACGGACCGACCAAGUGACGGGAUUUUUGCCUUUGCCAACAUCAACCGCGCGUUUCAGUGGAUCGAUUUGUCAUCUUCAAACAAGCAAGACUAUCUGACCAAGAUAUUGUUUACCAAAGCACACUGCUUGUGCCACGACGUAAACAAAACCACGCGAAGUUCUUCGCAUAUUGAUGUUAUAAUGGGUUUCUCCACAGGCGAGGUCAUCUGGUGGGAGCCCAUCUCUCAGCGGUAUACUCGACUGAACAAGAAUGGUGCGAUCAACAAUACUCCCGUAUCUGAAAUCAGAUGGAUCCCCGGUUCAGAGAACCUGUUUCUCGCAGCUCACAUGGAUGGGUCUCUGGUGGUCUAUGACAAAGAGAAAGAGGACGCCCCAUUUAACCCAGAAGAGGAGGCCUCCAGUGUCAAUGGAAGCGAGGCGGGCGAUACACCAAAUGGCCUGACUCAUGGCAACAGGAUUAUCAUCCAGAAGUCGGUGUGUUCCAAAAACCAGAAGACCAACCCCGUGGCUGCUUGGAAAUUGUCCAACCAGCGGAUCAACGCAUUUGCCUUCUCUCCGGAUCAUCGACAUCUAGCCGUGGUUUGUGAGGAUGGCACGCUCCGAAUCAUUGAUUACCUGAGGGAGGAGCUGUUGGACUUGUUCAACUCUUAUUACGGCGGCCUGACGUGCGCCUGCUGGACGCCCGACGGCAAGUAUAUUUUGACAGGCGGACAGGACGACCUGAUCUCGAUCUGGUCCUUGGCCGACUCAGGACUGGUUGCGAGGUGCCAGGGACAUCAGUCUUGGGUCUCUGCCCUGGCGUUCGACCCGUGGCGGUGUGAUGAUCGGAAUUACCGAUUCGGCAGUGUUGGAGAGGAUGGCCGUCUUUGCUUGUGGGAUUUCGGCGUCGGAAUGCUGCAUCGACCGAAGAAUGCAUCAUGGCAGCGAGGAUCUAUCUCAAUGCCUGCUGGUGGUCCGCAGCGGGUUGACUCAACCAGCCCCGUUGGCGCUCGAAUGCGGUCGAACUCUGGGCUGGACGGUGAUGAUGACGGAGACGGCAUUUCCCACCCUGUUGAGCCGCGGGCCCGCAUCCCCAUGCUGCCGCCUGUACUUACGACUGUCAUUGACACGCACCCGGCUUGUUGGCUGGACUUCACCGAGGAUGCGAUUAUCACAAGCUGCAAGAACGGCCACGUCAGGACGUGGAACAGGCCCGGCAAAGGGGCAGCGGCCCAGGCUGCAACAGCGUGAUGCGUGCUUUGGCGCGAAUCUUGUCCCUAGCUAUUGCUGGAUUGAACAUUUUGUGUAGGUGUACAGUCAUGGAUCGUGCGGACUUGCUUGCAAGCAAGCUUUCUUGCAUAUAUCAGCUUCAAUAAUUGAUGUCGUCAAUGGCCGUUCGGCAAUAUCGUACGGUUGGCCCAAUCCGUCGGCGUUCGUCGGUGCCGCCCGCCGUGGCGCGAUGAUCUGCAGGGACUCGACAUGAUUUCCGCGCCCGUGCGACGGAAUCGGGGAGCAGCCUUUGCCGG